AUGCGUCGUAAAGCAAGCGGCGGUGUGAGUACACCGGAAAAAUCGACACCACGUCGUUCCACCCGUGGUCGCGUCCGUCGCUCACCGUCGAAAUCCCCCGAACCGGAACCGGACACCGACGACCGGGAGUAUGGCGCUAGUGCCAGUACGCAGGAUGAAGAGAAAAACAGCAGCUCGGAGGAGGAAACUACUAGUCGCAAAGCAGGUGCGAGAGGUCGCGGUGGUCGCGGUAGAAGUACGUCUUCACGCCGUAAGACAGAAGAAGCGACACCGUCUCGCACUCGGCGUAAUAGCCGCCGUGAAAAAGAAGUGCAAGAAGAAUUGCCUCCCGAGCCAGCGCAAGUAGAAGAAAAUGGAGCAGAAAAUAAAAUGGAACAAGUCGUCGACCAGCCGGAUGCGGUCGACACAGCUACGACCGAAGAGGUGAUGGAACCGAUUCCGGAAGAGACUGUUGAAGAGCUACAAUCUUCUGAGACGGUCGAACCGAAUGUGGUGCAAGACGAACAAGACGGAUGCGAAACAACGGCUUCUGUACGUCACGAUGAGCGAGAGCACGAGGAAAGGAAUGAAAGUCCCCUUGCAAAGGCAGAAGAUUCGGAACCAGAGGCGAAGGCAUCAGAAGCCACCGUAGAAAAGGUAAGUCAUACAAAUGGUGAUGAAGAGGAGAAGGAAGAAGAAGAGACAGAUGAAGGCAAGAACAGGCCAAGAGUAAAUGAACCGGAAGAUGCUCGCGAUGAUAGCAAAACGGUCGUUAACAAUCGUUCUCGAACAAGGCAAGAAAGCGAUUCCAACGAAAGUGGACCAGAAGAAGAAGAGCGAAGGGAUGAAGAUGAGGAUCCGAGAGCGGCAAAAAGAAAUGAAAGGGAUGCGCCGGAACAGGAACGCGUUGCAACUGCAGAAGAAUCGAUGGACGCGGACGCUGCCACGUCUGGCACCGAAGAGGAAGCAAAGGUUACUGAGCCUUGCGGUAAACCACGACACCACGGCGAUCAACAUGCUGCUGAGAUAGAUCGCUCAAAGAAAGAUUCUGUCACGGUACCGGACCCGUCUGAGGGUAAUGUGACGCAUGUUGCUCAUCCUAGCAAAGAGGAACAGAAGGAGGAGGAAGAAUUGGAAGCGGGCGAAAUAAAGGACACCGAUCAGAAUAUGUCGGAAUCGAACGCCAAGGAGGAAAUCACUGUAAACGAAGCACCGCGUAUCCGGCCCCUCCAACGUAAGCGUCGUUGGUUAUCGUCAAAGAAUGCCGAUAGCAAACCAGCCGUCAUUACCAUCUCAACGGAUUCGUUAAAGAAUAUUAUUUCCGACGUGAAACCUGUCCCGUUGUCAGAUGUAAAGCUGGAAUCCUCAUCGGAACCAGAAGGUGCAGACGAAGCAGCAAGUGCCGACGAAAACGAAAAAGAUCGCGUGAGACGCAAGCUACGUGAAUCGAACGACUCGUUCACACAGUUGCAACAGCAACCGUUACCACAACGACAACGCUUAUCUAAGUCGGCGGAGAAAGAAAAUAUUGCUAUCGAAGGUACAGAAGCUGAUACCAAUGGUGAUGCUUCGGUGGUGUUAGCUGGUAAACAGAAGGUAGCUGCAGAAAAGAUUGCUCUAUCCCGCAAGAUCAGUAUCGUAAGCGAUGAUGGAAGUACAACCGGUACAACGGCACCGGUCGUUCGACCGCCAAGUCCCGCAAAGCAUCUUACGAGCAAUAUAUUGUAUAUCACGAACUUGGUGCGACCGUUUACUGUGCUGCAGCUAAAGGGAUUACUUGCAAGGACGGGCAAAAUCGUAGAGAACGGGUUCUGGAUUGAUAAGAUCAAAUCGAAGUGCUAUGUUAAAUACGAAACGGAAGAUGAAGCAACGGAAACACGUCACGCUCUUCACGGCAUCCGUUGGCCGAUUUCGAAUCCGAAGUGUUUGGUAGUGGAUUUCGGUAGUGAAGAAGCGAUGGAUAAAGCUAUCCUUUCGACCCUCGAAGAUGGUGCUCUUCGUGCUACCGUAGAAGGUGCAAAAGAGGGAAAAGAAUUCGGUUGGUCACGUGAUGCAUCCAAGAAAGAGGAGACUGUACGUCGCGUCCGUGAAUGGGAUCUUGGCAAGAAGGAUGCUUUUGAUCAGGAACGGGAAGGAAGGGGAGGACGUGAUCGAGAGCGCGAAGGCGUUGGAUUGGCAGACAAGGACAAGGGAGCAGAACGGACGGGGCGUGAUCGGGAACGUGGACGCGAAAUGGAGGAAGGACAACGUGAUGGACGAGGCAAUCGGGCCGAUGGUGCUCCUGGUGACCGAAGUUUAGAACGAAAGCGUUCUUCAGAACGUGAAUUUGGUCGGGAAAGAAGACGCAGUACUAGUGUGUCACCAGCGAGAAAAUUCAAGAAGAAGGAAAAUGAACCUCCAAUAAGGCUGCUAGACGAUUUGUUCAGAAAAACGAAAACGACACCAUGCAUAUAUUGGUUACCGCUCACGACUGAACAGAUUGCCGUAAAGGAAGAGCAACGACGUAAAAACAUGGCCGAACAUCAGCGCCGUGUCGAGGAACAGCGGAAGCAGGAGGAAGAGCGUGAGCGUGAACGGAAGCGCGAACGGGAACGUCGUGACCGCGAACGUGAGCGAGAGCGCGAACGGGACCGCGAGCGUGAUCGCGAACGUGAUCGCGACCGCGAUCGCCGUCGGUCACGCUCCCGCGAACGCAGCCGUGACGAUGGUGGCCGGCGCAGGCACAGAUAA
Molecule: messenger RNA, 2709 nt
Organism: Anopheles marshallii
Lineage: Eukaryota; Metazoa; Arthropoda; Insecta; Diptera; Culicidae
Gene: Acn
Product: apoptotic chromatin condensation inducer in the nucleus
Exons: 5
Coding region: 1-2709 (902 amino acids)
Molecular function (GO): RNA binding
Source: RefSeq, a predicted model, not a curated record